Peronospora matthiolae is the source of this 300-nucleotide messenger RNA. Lineage: Eukaryota; Oomycota; Peronosporomycetes; Peronosporales; Peronosporaceae. The record is from the annotation of a GenBank genome assembly.
AUGCCAGACACGGACAUGAAAUCGGCUGACUCGCAUGGUAGUCGCGGUAACACCUUUGACCCUGACGACCUCGACAUUGACGGCGUCCGUCGACCUCACUUGGCUACUACGGAAGCCAUCGUGGGAGAAGGAUUUGCUGCGCAGCGGAUUUGCAUGUCUGCGAUCACCCAUCUAAAGGAGUUCUCAGGCCGCGAUCACGAUGAUGACCGCGCUCGAAGCUGGGUGCGAAAGGUCAAAUCAGCUUUCUUGCGUAAACAAGCCCCCGAUUCGGAGAAAUGUUUUUGUUUGGAGAUUUGCUAG